AUGAUGGCUUCAUCAUUCACGACGGCCUUGGCCCUCUUUGCACUUGUUCGGACCGCCGUCAGUCAAUCUGCUAUCGCCGAAAGCUACCUCAAAGGCCAGUGGAGGGACGAGCGUGGCUGUUUGGAUCUACAGUUGAAUAUCUCUGCAUCAACUAUCAUCACCGACACAAAUAUCCACCUCUUCACCAACAUCAAUGAUCUCUCGAAUAACACCAAUCUCAUGUUCGAUAUCGAGAUUCUCAUCGGUACGGUACCUCUGAAGACUGCGUUCAAGACCGAUCAGUAUGAGAUUGAGUGGAAAGUAUCUCCAAAUUUCUCCUUUGAGGAUUAUUUCUUGGGCGGGGAUGGCUCAAAAAUCGUCUUCCAAGGUCAAUACCGUGAGAAAUUCAAUGUCCCCGGCAUUGGCUCUAACCUGGUGACCUUUGAUCCCGAUACAUGGGAAAUGAGCGUCAUCGAUUGGCCGUCUACGCUCCCCGAACAGGCAAUUCCCGGCGGUGCGCCAGCAGUUGUAAAUGUCCCUCAGUUGGGGAUGACAUAUAUUUCUGGUCCAAUGCCCACAACAGAUAUAGAUCAUCCUAAUGAACUCUUUGCGUAUAACUUUACCAGCGGAGAUGUCACGAGGCAUGAGGCGCCGGCCAAAAUUUGGUCGUCUGCAAACUUCGUUCCAGCAGGGAAAAAGGGAAUGGUGGUCAUGAUUGCAGGAGUGGAGCGAUCUGACCUGUCCACACCCAUUCCGCUGGACGAGAUCCAUGUGUACGACAUUGCAGAAGAUAAAUGGUAUCUCCAGCCCACCACAGGAAGAACCCCUCCAGACCGAAGGGGGAGCUGCGCAGUAGUCACGUCCGCAAGUGAUGGCUCCAGUCACCAGAUCCAUGUAUACGGCGGUUCACGACCACUGGACAAGGAUUUCGACCCUCUCAUCGACAACUACUGGGUCCUGAGCGUCCCGCAAUUCGUGUGGACUAAAGGCCCACUCAUCCCAGACCCGCGCAGCAGUGCAAGCUGCGAUCUGCUCGGGAACCAUCGGAUGCUGAUCAGCGCAGGAUACGCCACCACUACCUGUGUGCAGCUGCUUCAAGUUGUCGAUCUGAAUACUGGAAAUGUCACGGAAGAGUUUGGUGUGGAUGAUACUUCUCCGUACCAGGUUCCAGAGUUUGUCCUGAAGGAUAUUGGCGGAGACCCUACUGGAGGAUCAACAGUUAAACCUACCUUUGUGAACGGGCUCGAGGCCGCAUGGAACCAGAUCUAUGUUUAUGACACGAACAAUACCACCCCCGCCGCAGAUGAUAAUGCUCCCCCUGCAGAUGACAAGAAAACCCCCAUCGCCGCCAUUGUCGGCGGAACAGUAGGAGGCGUUGCAGCAGGUGUUCUUCUCCUCGGCGGCUUCCUAUUCAUGAGAAGGCGCAACAAGCAGAAGGCCGCCGCGGCCGCGGCGGCGGCAUCACCCCCACAGCCACCCAUGGACAACGUAGUUCGUGAUGCGGGGCCAUACGAUCCUGGCUAUGCCGGAGUAUACAACCACAGGGACUCUGUCUACUCGACAGCUCCCCCGAAUUAUGGAUCAAAGUCGCCAGAUCCCACUUACACAACACCCGGAUUCCCUGACCUACAGGAAGCGCAGGAAGUGCACGGGGAUAGCACGUCACCGACAAGCAUUGCCCAUGAGCUGCCGGGCAAUGAUGCGCCAACUCGAUAG
Morchella sextelata is the source of this 1695-nucleotide messenger RNA. RefSeq lists its product as uncharacterized. The transcript is spliced from 6 exons. The record is from RefSeq and is a predicted model, not a curated record. NCBI's taxonomy places the organism in Eukaryota, Fungi, Ascomycota, Pezizomycetes, Pezizales, Morchellaceae. The coding region runs from base 1 to 1695 and encodes 564 amino acids. Gene Ontology annotation, molecular function: protein binding.